Molecule: messenger RNA, 228 nt
Organism: Linum tenue
Lineage: Eukaryota; Viridiplantae; Streptophyta; Magnoliopsida; Malpighiales; Linaceae
Source: the annotation of a GenBank genome assembly
GUUAUUUUUCCCUUUCUCAUAAAGGCACGGUUGGAGUCGAUUAGGCAUUUCGUGGGCAUAAAAAUCGAUCGUCAGUUCAUCACUGCAUUGGUGGAGAGAUGGCGAAAAGAGACACAUUGCUUCAACUUUCGCGAAGGAGAGUGCACGAUCAGUCUAAAGGACGUCGCCAUCCUAACCCAUCUGCCCGUCGACGGCAAAGCGGUGUGUGUGAGUGAUCAUGCGCCUUAG